This is a messenger RNA of Pecten maximus, 1462 nucleotides long. Its product is annotated as FMRFamide receptor-like. Gene Ontology annotation, cellular component: membrane. Gene Ontology annotation, biological process: G protein-coupled receptor signaling pathway. Lineage: Eukaryota; Metazoa; Mollusca; Bivalvia; Pectinida; Pectinidae. Bases 74 to 1156 code for a protein of 360 amino acids. The transcript has a single exon. The record is from RefSeq and is a predicted model, not a curated record. Gene Ontology annotation, molecular function: G protein-coupled receptor activity.
UCGCAUCUUGACGACAGAGAUCCCAAGAACUCUAGAUACUUGGAUGCUCGAGGAAUGAAAAGUGACGUUUAGUAUGAAUACUAGUACAACAGAAUCACUUGAUUGGAACAGAACUGACGGAGAAGAACUAUGGGAUACAGAGUUCAUUAUAUACGGGAUAUGUGUCCCCGUGGUGGUGACAUUCGGCUACAUAGGGAACAUCGUAACAGCUAUUGUUCUGUGGAAGGCAAAUAUGGCGUCCAUCACGAAUCUGUUUCUUAGGGCUUUAGUGAUCUCUGACAUGGCUCUGGUGACGUUUGCCAGCCUGGCCAUGACCUUGCCUAAUAUCGUGACUAAGCUUGUGAACAGAGAUUUAGGGAUCCAUGUCAUCAUACCCCAUGGAUUCAAGACCAUCGACUAUUUGACCAUGACAUCACAGUUGUGUAACGAAUACAUUCUGGUAUUUGUUUCCAUCGAGAGGUACAUUGCGAUCUGCCAUCCAAUGAAACAUGUUUAUAUCCACUCAAAACAAAAGGUUCUGGCCUCUAUUGUCGGAAUCAUAUUGUUCUCAGUUUGCUACAACUUGCCGAGAAUAACAUCCACAGAAAUCAAAUUAAAACCUUGUUUUGAUGAGCACUUUUCUCAUGAUUGUUAUGAAAUAAGACAGUCAGAUUUUGGGAACACGUUCUGGUACAGGUCCGUGUAUGCUGUAUGGAUGUACACUGUUGUGUACUUCGGUAUCCCGUUGCUUGCACUCCUCUUCUUGAAUAUCUUGAUUCUCAGGAAACUUGGCAAGAUGCGUGCACGAAGACGAACCCUGGAGGCUUGUGCAUCGCGCUCGAAGAAAGAAAAUACCACAGUCGUCAUUGUUCUCAUUGUAGCCGUAUUUACAAUCUGCCAGACAUUUGGAUUUUUUAACCAGUUCCAAUUUUUAAUGGAUGAUGAAAAAGAUAAUGCUUCUGUACAGACAAACAUUACAGUAAUAAUCAACUUUCUGUAUAUGAUCAAUUCCAGUAUAAACUUUAUAAUAUACAUUUGCGUUGGGAAGAAAUUCCGGCGAACAUUCGUAACGACAUUUUGUGUCAAGAAGUGGAACUGCAAAGCGAGUCGUUGCUGUGGUGACAUGGAAGCUUACAGCGUGACAAUCGUCACAUUGAAAAGGACUUCAGUUGUAUAAAGGCUGUUGCUAGGGUAUUGUAAAUGCUUCCAGCGAGGCUGUUGUAACAUAUUACAGUAAUGCAGUAUCGUAAGGGCUUACAGCAAGGCCAGAGUUAUAUCUUACAGUAAUGCAGUAUCGUAAGGGCUUACAUUGAGACUGACAGUGGUCAUUUUAUAUCAUUUUGUGUAAAAAAUAUAUUCAGAACUGGUUGCUAAGCUUAUUUUUGAUAUUAUGUGUGUGUCCAAGUAAUUGUUUAUCCGGUGAUUUUUAUCAUGUACACACGUACAUAAUAUUAUUUGUAUUUGUAAAAUGAAGUUUUGUUGA